AUGUACGAAGGCAGCGACACGACAAAGAGGUCGAGCGACAAUAGAAAAGCGCUCCCUGCUGCGGUGGGAGAUCGCGAUCACACAAAAAGCAACAGCAGCAGCAACGGCGGUAAGUGCCCUGCAUUGCGCCACGCCCUCGUUCCGUCGGCCUCCUCCUUUUUCAGCUUAGCCAACACCAUCAGCGUCAGUACGCCGAUGAACGGUGGCAGCAGCAUCGAUGACGUUGCUGAAGAAACUGCGCUCGCUGCAGCCACCGCCGCCGUAGUCGAAAAUGGUCCUGCGGCGCGUGGGGGGAAUCAAUCGCAAGAAGUUCCCCUGGUCGACCCCAAUACCUCCAGGUCACGGCUGACACAAAUAAAACCCUUGUCGAGCGGUUCGGAAUGUACGCUGAUGCAUGCAGGCAAGUUACCGCGGCGUCACCUGGCAUUUAGCAAUCCAGCCCCGUUUCGAGAGCCUGCAGCAACAACUGCAGGCGCGACGGCGUUUGAUGGGCAGAAGCCAGCUGAGAAGUUUUCGGAAGGCGGUUCGUGCGCUUCCGCUCCUCCGCAAAGGGGGUCCGGCUACCCCUAUGAAGGAGCCCGUACCGUGGCUGGCCAGCCGUCUGCGCCGUGGCUGUCGAGUCGGCGACCUCCGACUGACCAAGGUGGGCAGACGAAGCGGAGGGACAGUAGUAGGAAUGAUGGAAGUCAUGCAGCGCCUUUAGUAGGGGCAAUGCCGGUGUCAAUACCACCGAAGCGCUCGCCCAACUACCGCACCGAAGGCAACUCAGCGACAAAUGAGAAGGCUCCGCCGACUACAUUCAAAGAGGGUGCUGCCCCCGCCAAGAGUGCCUCCCCGCCCGCUGAUCCUGCGGAGACUGCUCUCCGCAGCGCGAACAGGCUUGCGCAGACCGUGACACAAUUUGCACGGUCCGCGCUGGUGCGCAUGAGCGGCGCCAGCGUGGCAUCAUCCUACGAUUCGGAUAAGGUCAGGUCGUCUGAACACUUACAAGAGCGAUCGUCUUCCUCCUCUCCCGCCGCCCCGCUGAGACACCACCGUUACGACGAAGCGAACGACGAGGAAACGGUGCGGCAACGUCCGUCAGCAGCGGGAACCGCCGCCACGUCUUCCCAAUCGGCCAAGACAAAUGCGCGGCGGUCAUCGUCGGACAAGGCGGAUUCUACUGCCACGUCGCAUCUCGUCGCGGACUACACACGCAGCGCGGAUGGGCCGCGUGAUCCUGUUUGCGCCAAGGCAGAGCGAAGGCCGAGUGGGGCCAGCGAUCCGCUGCUGCAGCGGCGGCGCACGAGCACUUCGGCAGCGCCGUUGGCACGUGCAGACUGGCGGCCUUCCGUGCGUGAGCCGCGGCGUUCAUCCGACGUCGCCGAUGUCACCGGGACGAAGCAUGCAGGCACGAACGGAUCUGCGGACGGCACCCGAUCAUCUGUACAACUCCCUGCACGGCUUGCGUUCACCUCUCUGGAGGACCGACCACGGCGUCUUGUACCGCAUGCAGAAAGCGUGAGCAGUCCGCAGCAGCCAGCGGUGCGCUUCAUCUACACACGCGCCGGAAGCACCAGCAAGUCUGCCAGUGGGGACUGGCUAAGCUUCGGUGCAUCAGGGGACAGAGACUCCCCACCGCCUCCGACCGUAGCGGGGACGACUUCCAGCACUCCACCCAAUAACGCAGAAGCUGAGGACGCACAAGCGAGACGGACUUCGGCAGGUAAAGCCACUUCUACGCAACGACGGAGCAUAGAUGCAUCGCAGGCGUACGAGCGGGUGACCCGUCAUCCCACCGCCAGUGUGCCUUUUACGCGCUCCGCCACCUUUACCGGUGUGAUCCAGACGGACAGACAAGUCACAAAACUGCCUUCCGAAGCGAACACAAGCCUACAUCAAGAUCGUCGAUCUCACGCACAAGUUGAGAGGCUGAAGGAGAGCAAUGGGCGAGGCCCACGUGGGUCUGCCGCCACCGACUUCGACGCCGCGCCGCAGUCGUACCUGAUGCAGUGGCGCCAACGGCAAGAAGAGAAAACGAAACAGAGGGUGAAGGAGGCAGAAGCUGCGAGGAAAGCUUCUCGCAGUGCCUUCUCCACCGCGGCGAAGUCUUCAGGAAGGAAACCUCCGACUGCUAAAAGCGUCCGGGGCACAUCAGCAGCUCCCCCACCACUCACUGCAGCAGCGGCUGAAGCCGAACCGCGGAUGGCGACGCGGGCCCCGAACACCUCUUGGAAGGGAACGAAGGAGGACGAAGAGCCUGCUGCAGGUGUCAUGGUGCUACCACCCUCCCGUAGACAAGAAGUUGAUCUCCCAAAGAUGUCCACCAACGCAGCAGACAACGCAAAUAACGUACCGCCUGCCCUUCACAGUGCGUACUCGCUCAGCGAGGCACUUCGCAGUGGCAGCGUGCCGGAUACCGCCACCACUACUCCUCACGCAGCCGCUAUCGCUGAACAAACUGUGGCUGUACCUCCCCCAACAGCGGAUUCAGCUGCUGCGGCUCCUUCAACUUUCCACUCCGCCGCUUCAAGGCGCGCUGCAGCACCAUUCGAGAAGACGAGCCAGUGUGAGGGAGUUUCAGAAGGCAACUCGAAAAACAGAGCAGCAACAGCAGCGGCAGCAGUCGCCGUCUCGCCGCAUUUUGCCGCUGCCUCCGCCUCCACCUUCUCAACCAUCCCGUCCAUGAACAGCAGAAGCACAUCCCCGCGUCAGUCCACCGGACAUGUUCGAAAAGCUUCUCCCGCUUCUUUUGGGUGUUACGCCACCGAGGACGACAUCCAACACAAAUUGGUGGACGAGGGAAUUCCUGAAGAUCAAGUUCGCGCUGCUGUGUCACCGACAUCCCCAGUUCUCGAUCGGAGUCAAACCCCAGUAUGCAGAUCUGUCAAAGCGACCCCUGACCAAGUAAACACCGCUGCGGACCCGCCAAUGGAAGUUCCAACGCCUCCGAAACCGACGUCUACCGCUGCGUCCACUCGAUCCUCUGAUGUCGUGUUGUCUCGACUCAGCACCACCCUUCCCACCUCCGACUCUGAGAAAAGGGAGAAGGAGGAAAAGGAGAAGAGGAGAGAAGUAACUACCAGCACCGACGACAUACGCGAGCUCUGCCGCAGCGUGCUGGAACGUCGAGAGCAACGACUGCUGCAGCGCCAACAAGAGUCUGCGCGUCACACGACAUCGGAGCGAGAGACACCGCAGCUGCAAAUCAUCUCCCCACCGCCACCACCACCGCCGUCUCCUCCAUCACCACCUCAGCAGCCACAGCAACACCACCAGCAUCAGGCGCUGCCCAAUUCGAGUCGCACCAGUGCUGUCUCAGCAUCUGACGCUGUCGAAGGCAGUCGCAGCUCCUACAAACUGGGGAAUGACAGUGACCACGAAAAAAUUGCUUCGGCCCGUUACACCCCGUCAUGGAAAGUCCAUCUGGACGGCAGUGGAGCACUCCCUUUUCGUCCUCCUUCCUCUGUGCCUGAGGCUGCAGAGACGGAUGCGAAGACAGCUGCGAGUGGUACAAACACGAUCCCCCCUUCGCCGAUGCUGUCGGCAGCCGCAGAGCCCGCCGACGUAUGUGUGGAUUCGCCCAUCGCAUCGGCCGCAACGACAAUUCCGCAGAAGAGCGCACAGCCGUCUGGUUCGAUGGCGCCUUCGUCUUCAACGGCGAGCACCGCCUGCACCGUGGCGGCCGAGGAGGAACGAAAGGAGAGCCGCAUUUCACAGCUGCUGGCACGCCGCAGGGCUCUUGCUAGUCGACUUUCCCACAGCACGGAGCGCACACCGACAAGUGCGGCUGCAGCUAACGAACGGCCGACACAGACGUCUCAGCAGGAGACACAGCAAGGCGAGGAGGCAGCAGCGGCGCUCAGCGUGGGUGAUCACUCCUCUUCUCCUGUCGAUGACCCGGUGGUGCCGUCUUCAUGUAGCAAGGACAGGAGCCCUCAGCCCCCCGCCUUCGAUGUGUGUGCUGCCGCGAUGGAAUCGGUGUCUACGGCGGCCGGUGUCGAGCAGGCGGCACACACCACGGAGCAGCGCGUCUCGGUGGAUGCUUCGUGUCUGCCCGACCUUGCGCCGUCAGAGGAGGUAGCGUCAAAGGAAACCCUCAAAGAGCCGCUGAAGAAAGCAAUGAAAGAGAAGGCAUCCAUAGCAUCAACAGACACUCGCGCCGUCCAGCAGCCUUCAUCUACCUCUGUAGCAGGAAGUCCAACAACAACAGCAGAGCCCCAGCCACACUCUACAGGCAGCGUUGCCGCACGUCCCGUCACUGCACCCGUCGAGUCAAAGAUUGCUUCUGCUCCACCGAGUCCACCAGCAAUCACAUCAGCAGCAUCGGCUUCCAUCCCCAUUGCCGCUGCUCCACCCGCCGAGACGUCCACCAUCAGGAGCUCCCCACUUGCAAAACCAGCCUCGACGUCCCUGGCGGCGUUGGGGGAGAUUAACGUGGACGAGCUCGACAAACUAGAAGAGAGCGUCAACGCUUUACUAAAAAAAUACGGCAAGUCAUCAUCAACCGCCUCUGCAGCAACAGCAGCGGCGGCGCAUUCAUCAGCGCCGGUUAGCGGUGACCCACCAAGCAGGAUGACGGCAGCAGACGUGCUGCUCCGUCAGAUGCCGCCGCGGCAUGUCCCGCCCGCGGCAACGAAGAAAAAUGCCGUUUCAGCGGCGCCUCCUGCGCACCAUUCGAGCAGCACAGACCCCACCACCACAACACUCUUGAUGGAGAUGAGCGGCUCCUUCUCUCGUCGUCAUGUCCACAGCAGCGAGUGUGAUGACGAGGACUCACACUGGGAUGCGUCCGUGCUGUGGUGCGGCGAGGAGUCCGAGGUGAGCGAGAGGACACCGACGAUGCGCGUGCCGCUGCUAGAUCUGACGCUGUUGCAGCUUCCCACGGGGGACUACGACGACCUGAAGCCCUAUCGUAUUCCCUUGCCAACGGCGGUGCCGGCGCCCGAGGAGAACUACCAGCAUUUGCGCCAGCUGGCCGGUCUGUGUUCUUUCUCUUCUGAAUCACCCGACAACGACCGCAUCCGAUGUGGCAGCUCACCAAUGGGCGGGCGCGACUCGGGGGCCUUCCCCGCAGUGGGCGGCUCGUUCAGCUCAUCUUUUCUGAGCAAAAGCGCUACGUCCGUGGCGGAUGUCUCGCCCUUUGUCGGAGAUCGCAUCCGCCGCAUGAAGGAGCAGCCGCCCGAGCCACCAGCCGGCCUCGCCGUCCCACGUAAGGUGUGGGGUUCGCGAAGAGCGUUCUUUUCCACCGCCACGGUCGCCGGCGGCGGGAGUGAGGCGGCGCGCAAAGGGUCCUCUCCAGCCCCAUCAGCUGAAACGGACGAGGAAGCGGCGCAGGACAGUGUUUAUGAAUUCGUGGACGAGGCGCCGCAACGUAUAUCUCGUGUGGUGGUUUUCACGGACGACAGUGACGCGCUGGAUGGUGGACGGGGCACGGCGCGUGACGUGCGCGUGAAGCAGCAAAAUAAUCGGGUGCGGGUGGUGCUGCUCGACUGCGAAGAGCAGCGAGAGCGGAGGGUGGUACAGGCGGAGGAGCAGGAGGCCUUUAUCGUUAUUGACAAGAGCUAUCGACUGUGA
Messenger RNA from Leptomonas pyrrhocoris, 5556 nucleotides. RefSeq lists its product as hypothetical. The transcript has a single exon. The record is from RefSeq and is a predicted model, not a curated record. Lineage: Eukaryota; Euglenozoa; Kinetoplastea; Trypanosomatida; Trypanosomatidae. The coding region runs from base 1 to 5556 and encodes 1851 amino acids.